This is a messenger RNA of Knipowitschia caucasica, 1569 nucleotides long. Lineage: Eukaryota; Metazoa; Chordata; Actinopteri; Gobiiformes; Gobiidae. The record is from the annotation of a GenBank genome assembly.
AUGUUCCGUGCAGCUAAUCUAAAACACAUCGGCAAAGCGGGAACGGGCUGGCACUUUUGCCGAACGAUGGACGAGCUUGUCCAUGAUCUGGUGUCAGCGCUGGAGGAGAGCUCAGAGCAAGCGGCGCGGGGAGGCUGUGGCGAUGGAGGAGACCAUGCUCUGACUGUGGGCUGCCUGCUCAAGAGACAAGCUCGCAAACGUAGAGGCAGAAAACGCCGGUCUGACAACCCACACCCGCCCUGGGAGACCGGGCAUCUGAGCGAGGGGUCCGAGUCCAGUGUGGAGGAGCACAAGGACUAUCGUGCCAGUACAGGAGCUGUGUCUGCUGCCAACAGUCACGCUCGUGAUAACAGCGACUCAGACGAACAGCUCAGUGCUAAACGGCGUACACCACUUGUAGCUGAAACCGGGCGCAGCAAAAGGCACCUGUGGCCCGACGACUUGGCUGUCCUGGGUUCAGCUGAGGGAACUCGCAGCCUACGGAGGCGCAGGAAGGUCAAGCGGAUGGCAGUGGAUCCUCCGGCCGAACCAGAACCACCUACUCUCCUCGGACCUCCCCCUGUCCCUAAAGCACGGCCUGCUGUCAAGGCGCAAAGACCGAGCGCAGGUGAGGGAAGGAGUCCCAUGGAGCUCUGUGGGGUCUCUGUGAUUGGUCCAGGGCCAGGCAAGAGUCGUCUGAAGAAGAGGAAAGUUGCUGCGCACAAGUUAGGCCAGGAAGACGAGGGGGUUGUGGUGGAAAGUGAGGACAUCUCCUCUCCAACAGAUGGAUCCAAGGAUAAGAUGGAUCUGGAGGAGCAGAAGGCCUCUGAUGAGGACAUGAGUGACAGGUGCGAAACAAGCAGCGUCAGUAACAGCAGUGAUGGUGGUCUCUUUACUAAUGAUGAGGGGAGACAAGGAGAUGAUGAGCAGAGUGACUGGUUCUAUGAGGGAGAGCCUGGUACUGGGUCUGUGCCUGGUGGGGCGUGUGGGGUGGCAGGAGUGGUCCCAUGGUGGGAGAGGGAGACUCCUUCAGAGGAGCUGGACCUUGCAGACCCUGUCUUUAACAGUAUUCUCACUGGAGCCUUUCCACUCAUGAGUCCUGGAAAUCAAAGAGGCCUCCAUGCUCGAUUAAACCGCCUCCAUGGGAACCCGCAGGGCUCAGAGGGGCAGGGCACAAGUCAAAGCUUCAAUGAGAGACUGAAUAGACAAACACAGGACCCCCAUGAGCCAUGGUUUUCCCCAGGCCUAAGGAGAGAACACGCACAGUUGCAUUGGGACCCACGCACAGACAGAGGACACCGCAGGAGCUGCUCAGUGAAAACAGCCAGCAGGCAAACGAGUGGACACCUUGGCUCUCUAUGUACAGGAGAUGUGAAGCGGAGGAGAAAAGCUGCGCCGCUCAGUUUGACAGGCCCCUCAGGAAUUGUUGGGGAGAAUGCUCCGCCCAUCCCAGAGUCAAACAUGGGGAACAGAAUGCUGCAAAGUAUGGGCUGGUCCCCUGGGAUGGGCCUUGGUCCUGAAGGACGGGGUAUGACUGAUCCUGUCCGGGCCACGCAGAGACCCAAAGGCACAGGGCUGGGCUUCAACUGA